AUGGCUACUUCAACUACUUGCGUACGUCCCCCGUACAAGAAGCUCAUCAUCGACAUUCUCAGCGUGGACUUCGAGUUCAGCCAGUUCCUGCUGGGUGAGAACACUGCUGCAAAUCUGGUGAUGGUGAAGGAGCGCUUGAAGGCGCACGGUCAAGACGGCCACUCCUUCUUCCUCUUCCGGAUCUUCGCGCAGAUGUGCGGCAAGCUUGGUUCAAAAAGCCAGAGCGGCUGCCUCUUCAUGAACGAGAACCAGUUCAAGCGCUGCACCCCUGGCUUAGAUGCACUCCAGGCGCUUUGGGUGUCGGAUGGUCGGGCCUGCUACAAUGACUUCAUCCUGCUUCGAGGAUCGAAGGCCAUGUCCCGGUUUGCUUCGCCGGAGCAUCAGGCGCUGUCGAGGCUACUUUGUCUCUUUGACGCCUCGGACAAGGAUGGAGGCAGCGCCUUGUGCAACGCCUUCGACGAGCUCGAGCAGGCGGAGCGCAGUGGCCUCACUCAGUGGCUGAAUGGUGACGCCGAGAACUGCGGCGUCAUCAUCCCCGGGGCGGCCGCCAUGCUCCAGGCUGCCAAGGCCAAUACGAUGGUGGGCCUGCCAAGCGCGCUCCGCCUGAUGCUCAAGGUCUGGGCAGUGGAAACCUAA
Messenger RNA from Symbiodinium natans, 636 nucleotides. NCBI's taxonomy places the organism in Eukaryota, Dinophyceae, Suessiales, Symbiodiniaceae. The record is from the annotation of a GenBank genome assembly.